AUGGAGGACGCAGCAGAGGACAGAGGCAGGAUGACCAGCCAGCAGGCUCUGUGUGACCCCGAACAGAAGACCAAAAAACACCCCGGCAUCUCCACUCUCAAACUGUUUAUUGUGGCGCUGUCCUUCGCCUGUUUCUCCAAGGCUCUGACAGGAACCUACAUGAAGAGCUCCAUCACUCAGAUUGAGAGACGUUUUGACCUCUCCAGCACCCACAUUGGACUCAUAGAUGGCAGUUUUGAGAUGGGCAACUUGUUGUUUCUUGCUGUGGUCAGCCAUUUUGGGGCCAAGCUGCACCGGCCCAGACUCAUUGCUGUGGGCUGCUUUCUCAUGGCUGUAGGAGCCUUCCUCACUGGGCUGACGCACUUCUUCAUGGGACGCUACAAGUAUGACACAAUCAUUCAGAUUGUCCAUAAUGACAGCAUGAACAUCGCUGCCUGUCUGGAUCCUCUGAAAACAGAAGAUAUGCCCGAAAUUCGGAUAGAGCCCUCUUUGGAAGACAGCAGAGCCUGUGUGAGAGAGUCUGGGUCCAACAUGUGGAUCUACGUGUUCCUCGGGAACGCUCUGCGGGGGAUUGGAGAGACCCCGGUCACACCUCUGGGCAUCUCCUACAUCGACGACUUUGCUAAAGCAGAAAACUCACCCUUCUAUAUAGCUUGUCUCCAGACCAUCACUCUCCUGGGCCCCAUGUUUGGUUUCCUCCUGGGCUCCUAUUGUGCCAAACUGUACGUGGACAUUGGAUAUGUUGACAUGGAAAGUGUGAGCAUCACCCCUAAAGAUGCCCGCUGGGUGGGAGCCUGGUGGAUGGGCUUCCUGGUAUCGUCCGGCCUCCUGCUCAUCUCCAGCAUUCCCUUCUGGUUCCUGCCCCGCUCGCUGCCAAAGCAGGAGGGGGACAAGGGCGGGAGCGACGCCCUGGGUGGGACAGAGGACGCCCUCAACAACAAUCACAACCUCAAGCUGACUGACAUCGCUAAAGGGUUUAUUCCCGCGCUGAAGCGCCUGUUGGGAACCCCUGCCUACUUCCUGCUCCUUUGUGGCAGCAUCCUGAAGUUCAACUCUUUCAUCGGCCUGUUCACCUUCAAAGCCAAAUACAUGGAACAACAGUUUGGACAGUCUGCAUCCAGAGCCAACUUCCUCAUAGGUGUGUUGAACCUGCCAGCGGUGGCCGUGGGGAUCUUCCUGGGAGGGCUGCUGAUGAAGAGGUACAAACUGAGCCUGGUGUCAGGAGCUCAGCUGUCCUUUGCCACGUCCUUCUUGGCGUACCUCCUCCUGCUGCUGCAGUUUGGCACCAAGUGUGACAACAUUCCUGUGGCUGGGCUCACCAUCUCAUACAACGGGACGCAGAGUGUGUCAAACAACAGGGAUAUGCUCUUCUCAGAGUGUAACAGAGACUGCUCGUGCUCAGCAGAGGAGUGGGACCCCGUCUGCUCAGACAGCGGCAUCACCUACAUCUCUCCAUGCAUGGCCGGCUGCCUCAGCUCCAGCGGAUACGGCAAGAACACAGUCUUUCACAACUGCAGCUGUGUGUCCGCCUCCUUCCCAGCAGGCAGCAGCACGUCCGUGAGGCUGGGCCAGUGUCCUCAUGCUAAGGACUGCAGCCGAAGCUUCACCUCUUACAUGGCUGUGUCUGUCCUCAGCUCCUUCAUCAACUCUCUGGGAGCCACACCUGGCUACAUGGUCAUCAUACGGUGCAUCUCACCAGAGCUCAAAUCCCUUGCUCUGGGUAUGCAGGCUUUGGUAACUAGGACUCUUGGUGGAAUUCCUGCACCGGUGUAUUUCGGAGCCCUGAUUGAUUCGACUUGCCUGAAGUGGUCGAUGAAGAAGUGUGGGGGCAGGGGAGCAUGUCGCAUUUAUGACUCGACUAUGUACAGGAUCAUCUUCUUGGGUCUGAUCACUUGUCUCAGUGGUUCCUCGUAUUUCUUCAUCAUUGCUGUCAUCGUCCUCCUUAGGCGACAGUUUCGGAAACCAGAGCGAGAAACAGAUAUGCCGCACGCAAAAUCUUCAAAGGAAAUUGAACUUCAGGCCCCAUCAAAUCCAAAUGGGGACCAGCCUAGUGCUACGAAAGUUCCCAAACCGCCAAAAGUCUGUGUAAGGAUCGCAACACAAGUGGAGGAGGGAGGGGAGGUUCACAGAACAGAGCAGCUACCCGAAGACAGCCGACUCGUCUCCACAAAUACCACCCAGGAGAGGCAACAGGUCAAAUCCCUGACAGAGACCACUGUUGAGUUUACUCCUCUUCCAAGUGAGGAAGUAAAGAUAGAGUCGGACAGGCAGAGGUCAGAGGAGGUGGUGAAAGAGGGAAAAGACGAGUCUUGCAACGAGACGAAUGCAUGUGUGGAAAAAGGGGAGCUGGACCAUCAUAAGGAGGAGAAGGAGUUAGAGACACACAGCAAAGACACUGCGUGCUCACAAAAUUAA
Chelmon rostratus (copperband butterflyfish) is the source of this 2415-nucleotide messenger RNA. RefSeq names its product solute carrier organic anion transporter family member 1C1-like. NCBI's taxonomy places the organism in Eukaryota, Metazoa, Chordata, Actinopteri, Chaetodontiformes, Chaetodontidae. The record is from RefSeq and is a predicted model, not a curated record. Gene Ontology annotation, molecular function: protein binding. The transcript is spliced from 14 exons. Gene Ontology annotation, biological process: sodium-independent organic anion transport; transmembrane transport. Gene Ontology annotation, cellular component: membrane. The coding region runs from base 1 to 2415 and encodes 804 amino acids.